CAAAACGACCUCCUUUUUCUUCUGUUCAUUGCCCUUCCACCGCCUCCCUUAUAUAUUUCUCGCUAAUAUCCCUCGCAUUUUAUUUCAAUGAAACACAAUCUCGUCGUCUGAUUUUUUGAUUUAAAUUCGGAAAGGGGCUGUGCAUCUUUAGACUAAUCGGAUUUCAAUGGCGAGGCCUAAUCAGGAGGCAAUUGAGACGUUCAUUAGCGUCACGGGCUCAUCUGAAGCAAUCGCAGUGCAAAAGCUCGAGGAGCAUGGUGGCAAUCUUAAUGAAGCCAUCAAUGCACAUUUUAGUGGAGACAGCAAUUUGUCAACUAGUACUCAUGGCACUUCUGCUGCUGUUCCACAAGAUGAUUUCAUGGAUAUAGAUAAUCAAAUCAAUGAUGAACUGCGCAGGCCUUUGCCACUUUUUUCUUCAGACAGAAACCUCAACCCAUUUUCUCUUCUUGAUCCAGCUUUUAGUAGAAGUAUGUUUGGUGCGCGUCUUGAUUCAACCAACAACGAUCCAUUUGUUACACAUCCAAGAGAGGUAAGGGAGAUUCCCAUAGAGGUUAAGGAUGGUAAUCAAUCCAAUUCUCAGGCUGGUCAUGCUCCAACCAUUGAAGAUGUCACGGGAACUGUUCAUGCCCAUGGUCCGGAUGUUCAUGGGACUGUCAUAGUUGAUGAUGACGAUGAUGAUAAAAAUACUUCACCUGCCCCUACUGGACGCCAGGAUGAACAGAAAAGGAUGAUGUUGGCUGAUACUUCACGUGACAGAAGUACUAGGCCUAGUGCUCCUGAGCUUGAGAAUGUGCCAGACUAUGGAAAUGACAUAGAAGAGGAAAUGAUACGUGCUGCCAUCGAGGCUUCUAAACGGGAAGCUGAGGAAAAGUACUCAAAUGACAAGUCUGGAACGCAAAGGGAUUUAAUUGAGUCUGGACCUCAGCAAAGGCAGUCUUUCUUGGAGGAUCCUGAACUUGCCCAUGCAGUUUCGUUGUCCCUGAAGAGUGCUGAGCAGGAGAACGCAAGGCGUGUCCAAGGAGGAGAUAUUGCAGAGAUGGUGUCAUCUAAGUCAUCUGAGGUGGAACUUGGAAAAAUAGCAGCAUCAAAUGGAAGAAUGCAGGCAGGAAGCUCUUCCUUUCGAGAUGAAGCUGAAGAUGUAGAGGAGCAACCUCUGGUUAGGAACAGGCCUAGACGUAGGUCAUUGGGCUCCACUGAAUCAGCCAACGAUGUUGAAGUUGUUGAUAUUAGCCCACAGUCGAGCACAGAACAUCAGGAUAGAAAUAAUCAGCAGCAUAAUGGAAGUUCCUUCCAUUCUGAUGAGUGGGGCGGCAUUUCCUCUGAGGAGCAUGACGAAGCAGUAAUGCUUGAAGCUGCUAUGUUUGGUGGAAUCCCUGAAGAGAGCAGGUUUCGCUUUGGCUAUGCACCACAUGAGUUCAUGCAAUCCAGGGGUUCCUAUCCUCGGCCUGCACCUCGCCCACCUUCACCAUCACUGGAAGCUCAGCGCCUGAUAAGAGAGCAGCAGGAUGAUGAAUAUCUUGCAUCAUUACAAGCGGACAGAGAGAAAGAAUUGAAGGCCUUGGAGGAAGCUGAGGCUGCUCGUGAAGAGGAAAAGCGCAGAGAGGAAGAAUCUCGUAGGAAAUUAAGAGAAGAGCAGGAAUUGGAAACACAAUUAGCAGCAAAGGAAGUUUCUUUACCACCAGAACCAUCAUCAGAUGACCAGAAUGCUGUGACAUUGCUGGUAAGAAUGCCAGAUGGCAGUCGUCGAGGACGUCGAUUCCUGAGAUCUGAUAAUCUACAGUCUCUUUUCGACUUUAUAGAUGUUGCCAGGGUGGUGAAACCAGGCACUUACAGACUAGUGAGACCAUAUCCUAGGCGUCCAUUUAGUGAUGGAGAAAGUGCGUCAACACUGAGUGAACUCGGCCUAACCAACAAGCAAGAAGCCCUGUUCCUGGAGUUAAUCUGAUGCCCUGACUCCAUGUUCUUGGAAAACGAACAAUUAAAGUUUAGUUAAGUAUUUAUCAAUUCACACUCCAAUAGGGCAAUUCAAUCUCGGUUUGUGUUGUUAGAAUUUUCAUUAUUCAUCAUGAAAUUCCAGUCAUACAAAAUCAUCUGCAUAGAACCGUGGCCCUUUUUAUCUGUGAGAUGGAUAAUUCUUCAUGGGGAGGAAUAUUGUUCUUUUGUAUAUCCUAUAGAAGCACGUGGUUGGGAUGGAAGAUAGCAUUUUUCGCGCCUUAAAGAAUAUUCCAGGUC
This is a messenger RNA of Neltuma alba, 2232 nucleotides long. RefSeq names its product plant UBX domain-containing protein 8. The transcript is spliced from 11 exons. The record is from RefSeq and is a predicted model, not a curated record. Bases 167 to 1945 code for a protein of 592 amino acids. NCBI's taxonomy places the organism in Eukaryota, Viridiplantae, Streptophyta, Magnoliopsida, Fabales, Fabaceae. Gene Ontology annotation, molecular function: ubiquitin binding.